AACACAUUCGGAUCUGUGCCUCUUCCUACUGUGGAGUGUAUCAUCCCGUACUUAGUGCUCGGUGCUCGGUGUCUGGUGCUUGGUGCUACAACUUGACGAACGGUAGCGGCGUGCAGUUCGCCUUACGUACGGCCCCGUUUGCAUGUGCAAGUGCAACAUCAGUGCUGUGUCUGUGAUACAACAUUUGGGUGUUGUUUAGGAAGCUAGCGAAAAGCCCGUGUGUGUUCUUAGUGUGAUUCGUUCGUUGUUCAUCAUGAAAAUUUUCCUGCUGGCGACGCUGGUGGCGGCGUGCUCGUGCGCCCGUCUGGACAACAACUAUCUGCCUCCGCCGGGAGCAGCUUCGGCUGGAGGUGGCCCAGGACUGACGGCUCCAUCACCGGGCGGCGGUUCCCGACCGGGUGGUGCACCUGGAGGUCCGGGUGGAGCGGGAGGCUUCGGUGGUGGUCCCGGUACGGCACCGGGCGGUGGUGGAGGUUUCGGAGGCAGUGCACCGUCCGGUGCAGGAUUUGGUGGAGCUGGUCCCAGUGCUGGAGGAUUCGGAGGUCAGGCACAGCGACCGGGAGGAGUUGGAGGUGGCCCAGCGGCUGGACGUCCAGGAACGCCUGCCCCAGCUUAUGGUCCUCCGUCCGGUGGAUUCGGUGGUGGUGCUCCGUCGGCCUUCGGCGGCGGUGCUGGAGCUCCCUCGGGUGGCUUCUCGUCCAGUGGAAGUGGAUUUGGCGGAGGAUCUCCAGGAGCUGCACCAGCCGGCCCAAGCCAACCACCGAUCGAGAUCAUCUCCUACGAAAACAUGAACAAUGGCGAUGGAACAUACAAAUACAGCUACGAAACGGCCAACGGUAUCAAGGUACAGGAGCAGGGUGAGAUCAAGAACAAGGGCUCCGAGAACCAGAUCCCAAGUGUGACGGGAUCCUACUCGUACACCGCCCCGGACGGACAGGUUAUUACCGUAACGUACAUUGCGGACGAGAACGGAUUCCAGCCCCAGGGUGACCAUCUGCCAACGCCACCACCAAUUCCGGAAGAGAUCCAAAAGGGACUGGACGCGAUCGCUGCUGCUCAGGCUGCGGGUGGUGGUGCUGCCGGCGGUGGUCCAGGAGGCCCAGGAAGUGCUGGAGGAUAUCCUGGAGCUGGUGGUAAACCAUCCGGAGGCUAUCCCGGCUCGGUAACUGGAUCGGGUGGAUAUCCUUCCGGAGCUGGUGCACCAGGCGGACCUACCGGACCGGGUGCCCGUCCAGGCCAGGGAGGCUAUCCGAGUGGACCGGCCGGUGGAGCUGCUGGCUAUCCUGCCGCUGGAGGUCCUGCCGGUCCCGCUGGCUAUCCGUCCGGUGGUCCCGGAGCACCUGCCGCCCCCCGUCCCAGCGCACCCGGAAGACCGUCGGGCAAUGGGUCGUUUAACCCGCAGUCCGGUUACCAGUAUUAAAACAGCCAGCCCUUUAUCACAUUAAGCCCGCAAACAUCAGAUGCACAAGUGCAUUUAAACAGAAAAAGAAACGCAAAAAAACAGGAAACAAACGAAAUCGAAAGGAGGUUCACUCGCUGUAAAUAAGGUGAAAUGGUGAACGGUUGUAAUAAAGAGAGAAAAGUGAAAACUUAAA
Messenger RNA from Anopheles stephensi (Asian malaria mosquito), 1595 nucleotides. Its product is annotated as pupal cuticle protein 36-like. NCBI's taxonomy places the organism in Eukaryota, Metazoa, Arthropoda, Insecta, Diptera, Culicidae. The transcript is spliced from 4 exons. The record is from RefSeq and is a predicted model, not a curated record. Gene Ontology annotation, molecular function: structural constituent of chitin-based larval cuticle. The coding region runs from base 254 to 1420 and encodes 388 amino acids. Gene Ontology annotation, cellular component: chitin-based extracellular matrix.